AUGACCGUAGUUCCGUUUCAUGCUUCUUGGAUACCGAAACCACAAGAUGAAUUCAACAUCCAAACUGACAAUUCGAAUACUCCUUUCACUCAUCCAUGGCUGCCUAAAUAUGGAUCACAACCCAUCCACCCGGCUACGCGUUACAAUCCCCUUGACUUCGCUUUUCUUCCUCCCUUACCAUCACACGUUACUAAGCCUAUUUCGAUUGAAACUACCCCUUUUAAACUAGUCGAGAACGUAGCCGAUUUGGAUUACUUGGCCACCAAGUUAUCCGAGGUUCAAGAAUUUGCCGUGGAUUUAGAGCAUAACUCCUACCGUUCUUUCCAAGGGUUUACUUGUCUUAUGCAAAUUUCAACUCGUUACGAGGAUUUUGUGGUUGAUACUCUUAAACUAUGGGAUGAUAUUGGAAGUUACCUAAGAAAAGUUUUUCAAGAUCCGUUUAAGAGGAAAAUCAUGCACGGUGCUUGUAAUGAUAUUAAGUGGCUUCAAAGAGAUUUUAAUAUUUACGUGUGCAAUUUAUUCGAUACCAUGCAAGCUUCUAAGGUAAUGGAUUUAGAAAGAAACUCUCUUGAAUUCCUUCUAAAGAAGUAUUGUGGUGUAACGGCUAACAAAGAAUAUCAAACUUCGGAUUGGAGAAUUCGACCCCUUCCUCAAGACAUGAUCAAGUACGCAAGAGAAGACACCCAUUAUCUACUUUACAUUCACGAUGUAAUGAAGACUACGAUCUUAUCUAAGUAUGGUCAAGAUUCGUUGGCCGAUGUUUGUAGGUUAAGUCAUAAUAUUAGUGUUCGAUUGUACGAGAAAGAAGUGUUCAACAAGGAUGUUUCGUACUUGUAUUUGUACGGAUUAUCGGAAGCGGAUUUGGAUGGUAAACAACUUGCGGUCGCAUGUGCUUUGUAUGAAUGGCGUGAUAAUGUUGCGAGGGAAGAAGAUGAGAGUACUGGCUAUGUUUUGCCUAACAAGGUUCUUUUGGAAAUUGCUAAGAAAUUGCCUAACAAUGAGGAAGAUUUGAUGAGGAUUGUGAAAUGCAAACAUGAUUUUAUGGAUUUUGAUUUUAUUGUCAAGUUGAUUGAAGUUGCGGUUGAUAUUGAAUCUUGCACUGCUAAGUUCAAGGAUUUGUCUCUACAAUUAAGGCAAAGGAUACCCGUAUCGGAGAUUGCAAGAAAAGUUCAAUUCUCGGGAAAAUGUGAAAGCCCUAGAAAAUUAGUUAUGUAUUCUGUUCCUAAGUGGAUUGGCGUCAAACGAAGGAUUCUUAAUGGAAGAGUAGAGGGAGAGGAUGAAGAUAGCUUCGGAGAAUUCAGUACUGUCUCCUUCGAAUCGCCUAAGGGUUUGUCGUCUUCGCCGAAAUCGACUACAUUCCUCUCUGAUCACCGUGGGAAAGGUGGAGGUGGUGGUGGUAAGGCGCCUUGUGUGAAACCUCGUCAUUCGAGGAAGGUUGUCAAAGUCAAGAAGGGUUGA
Molecule: messenger RNA, 1458 nt
Organism: Chenopodium quinoa (quinoa)
Lineage: Eukaryota; Viridiplantae; Streptophyta; Magnoliopsida; Caryophyllales; Amaranthaceae
Product: protein RRP6-like 2
Exons: 3
Coding region: 1-1458 (485 amino acids)
Biological process (GO): nuclear polyadenylation-dependent snRNA catabolic process; nuclear polyadenylation-dependent rRNA catabolic process; exonucleolytic trimming to generate mature 3'-end of 5.8S rRNA from tricistronic rRNA transcript (SSU-rRNA, 5.8S rRNA, LSU-rRNA)
Cellular component (GO): nucleolus; nuclear exosome (RNase complex)
Molecular function (GO): 3'-5'-RNA exonuclease activity; nucleic acid binding; nucleotide binding
Source: RefSeq, a predicted model, not a curated record